CAGCAGCAUACUUGAUCAACAGAGGACCCUCAUCUCCCAUAGGUUUCAAAAUUCCAGAAGAGGAAUGGAAAGGUCGAGAGGUAUCCCUUACUCACUUGAAAGUUUUUGGUUGUAUUUCUUAUGUCAAAGUUAGAGAUGCAGAUAGUGACAAGCUUGAGGCAAAGGCAAAGAAGUGUAUCUUUAUUGGGUACGGGAUGGAUGACAUGGGCUACAGGUUCUGGGACAACCACAGCAAGAAGGUUAUCAGAAGUAGAGAUGUCACUUUCAACGAGAAUGCCCUGUAUAAAGAUGGUCUUGCAGCUGAAACUAGCAAGGCCAAGCAACCAGAAAACAAGCAACAAGUGGUGUUUGACGGGAUGACUGAAGACGACAUAGCACAACCUGCUGGUUGUGAUGAGAUGACUGGAGGUUCAGGGAGCAGUGGGAGCUCAGGAGAUACAGGGAUCUGAAACUAGCAAGGCCAAGCAACCAGAAAACAAGCAACAAGUGGUGUUUGACGGGAUGACUGAAGACGACAUAGCACAACCUGCUGGUUGUGAUGAGAUGACUGGAGGUUCAGGGAGCAGUGGGAGCUCAGGAGAUACAGGGAUGUCUGAAGAUAGUGGGAGUGAUGAAGAUGGUGAAAAUUCAGAGGCAGCUACUCCUCAAGUCAGACAGUCCACUAGAAUCAGAAGACCUCCUAACAGAUAUUCUCCUUCAGCAAAUUACCUUUUGCUGACCGAGAAUGGAGAGCCAGAAUCUUACUCAGAGGCGCUGACCAUGAAAGAUUCCAUACAGUGGAAGAAGGCCAUGAAGGAUGAGUUAGAUUCACUUGACAAGAACCAAACUUGGUCCUUAGUCAAGCUACCACCGGG
Cuscuta epithymum is the source of this 854-nucleotide messenger RNA. The record is from the annotation of a GenBank genome assembly. NCBI's taxonomy places the organism in Eukaryota, Viridiplantae, Streptophyta, Magnoliopsida, Solanales, Convolvulaceae.